Molecule: messenger RNA, 1647 nt
Organism: Colletotrichum karsti
Lineage: Eukaryota; Fungi; Ascomycota; Sordariomycetes; Glomerellales; Glomerellaceae
Product: PAF-acetylhydrolase family member
Exons: 1
Coding region: 1-1647 (548 amino acids)
Molecular function (GO): 1-alkyl-2-acetylglycerophosphocholine esterase activity
Source: RefSeq, a predicted model, not a curated record
AUGGCAGCACACGCACCGCCAGAAUAUAGAGACAACGAAGUCGAGCUCGAGUCUCUUGCCGACCCUCAAACUUUCGAGCAUCCGGACUCUCCGCUCCCGCUUCUCGAGGAUUCCACCAGAUCAAGAAGUCCAACACCCGACGCAACCAUGGAUAUGGCGCCAAAAUGGAUGAAUACGGCUCAGCCGUGGAGCCGAACUUUCUCUCAGAGACUCAUCGCGCUGCUGAGGCCGAGACUCGCUGUAGGCUACAUUAUCUGGUCGCUCAUUGGGCUGUACGUGCUCUACUGCAUCAUCGUUCGGUCGCCGCUCUUCGCAUCCAAGUUGCCGAACUACUCUGGAAAAUACGGCGUCGCGGCGAUCGACGUCGAAUUUCCCGUCCAGACACCCCGGAAAACGAGCGAGUCUGUCUUCAAGGACGGCAAGCCCGCAUUCGGAUUGGAGACGGUGCUCUUUACGCUCUACUACCCAGCAGCCAAAGGGGUGCGAGGGGACAGACCACGCCACCACUGGAUUCCAAAGCCGGUCAGUCUGACGGCAGAAGGGUAUGCGCGUGCCGCGCAUUUCAAUAACUUCAUCUCACGACCGAUCUUCACGUUUGCGCUGUGGGCCAUAGCUGGUAGCAUCACGAUUCCGGCUGAGGUGGACGUCCCGCUUCUCCCUCUAGACGAGAGGGUGGAUGAGAAGUUCCCGGUUGUGGUACUUUCGCAUGGUCAAGCUAGUUCGAGGACGGACUACACUCACUAUUGCGGUGAACUGGCCAGCUCUGGGGUCAUGGUUGCUGCCGUGGAGCACCGAGAUGGCAGUAGCCCCGGAUCGAUUGUCACCACUGAGGCCGGAGAGAGGAGGGUUAUGUAUCUGAAUAAGAAGGAGCUCAUCGGUGGUAAAGAGAUGGAAGAUGACGAUUUCAAAUUCGAGCAGCUUGCCUUCCGACAGGCGGAGAUCGAAGAGACAAUCGCCGUCUUGAAGACGCUAAACGCCGGGGAGGGGGCGGAUGUCUUUGCCAGAAACGCCAGAAACGAAGGAAGAGACCUGCAGCAGUGGUCAAACCGGCUCAACUUCUCACAGACAGUGGUCGCGGGACACUCCCUCGGCGCGACGGGCGCGUUGCAGGUCCUCAAAGGCGCGACGUCGGAGCGCAACCCGGCCGUCGGCGGAAUCAUCCUCGACCCGGGCAAGAGCAGCGGACGGCUUAACACCGACAUCGACGUCCCGAUCCUCGUCGUGCACUCCGACUCGUGGUCGAAGAAGGUCUCGGUCUUCUUCGGCCGGCCGCACUUCGACACGGUCAGAGACAUCGUCAAGGACGUGCUGAAGAGGGUCGGCUCGAGCUGGUUCCUGACGAGUCUGAAGACGAGCCAUCCCAGUGUCACGGAUGCGCCGCUGAUCGAGCCUCUGCUGCUGCGGUGGACUACCGGGGCUACGAUUAACGUCAACGAGGGCCUGAGGGAGUAUGUGAGGGUUUCGAUGGAGUUUCUUGACUUCUUGAGGAAUGGGACUCGGGAGGGUAUCCUGUCUGAGGGGGUGACGCAUAAGGAGUAUGGGGAGGAUACGAGGACGGAUGAGCAGAAGGCGAGGAUGCCGAAGGAAACGACAAAGUACUGGCAGAUCCAUGUUGCGCCUCCUCGUGACGAGUCGGGUGGCAAGUAG